Molecule: messenger RNA, 2106 nt
Organism: Ananas comosus (pineapple)
Lineage: Eukaryota; Viridiplantae; Streptophyta; Magnoliopsida; Poales; Bromeliaceae
Product: cysteine desulfurase, mitochondrial-like
Exons: 1
Coding region: 286-1662 (458 amino acids)
Biological process (GO): [2Fe-2S] cluster assembly
Cellular component (GO): mitochondrion; cytosol
Molecular function (GO): cysteine desulfurase activity; pyridoxal phosphate binding
Source: RefSeq, a predicted model, not a curated record
AUCUUCCGCCGUCUCCUCGUUCGCCCUCUCUCUCUCUCUCUCUCCCGUAUAUCUAUCUAUCUAUCAAUCUAUCUAUCUAUCUAUCUAUCUACCUACCUACUAGUGCAUGUCUUAGAUCGACGAUUCUGCUACCUUCUUCUGUUGAUUAAUUAUUAUUAUUAAUAUUAUUAUUAUUAAUUAUUAAUUAUUAAUUAAUAAAGCGCGAACAAACACAAGACGUAGUCUCUCGCUCCAGAGUCCAGGCGGGCAAAGGGCGGGGGAAGGGGAAGUGGGAACCCGAUCGUGAUGGCCACCUCGUCGUUCUCCCGGGUCCUCCUCCGGCGCCUGCCGCUCCUCCACUGCCCCCGACGCCUCUCGACAACAGCAGCGGCCGCCGCCGCCGAGGCCUCUGAGGGGGAGGGAAAGGAGGAGGCGGGCGGCGGCGUGAUAUCGAUGAAGGGCGUGCGGAUGUCGGGGCGGCCGCUGUACCUGGACAUGCAGGCGACGACCCCCGUGGACCCGCGCGUGCUGGACGCCAUGCUGCCCUUCUACCUGUCGCGCUUCGGCAACCCCCACUCCCGCACCCACCUCUACGGCUGGGAGUCCGACGCUGCCGUGGAGGCCGCCCGCGCCCAGGUGGCCGCCCUCGUCGGCGCCAACCCCAAAGAGGUGUUCUUCACCUCGGGCGCCACCGAGUCCAACAACAUCUCCGUGAAGGGCCUCAUGCGCUUCUACCGCGACAAGAAGCGGCACGUGGUGACCACCCAGACGGAGCACAAGUGCGUGCUCGACUCGUGCCGCUGCCUCCAGCAGGAGGGCUUCGAGGUCACCUACCUGCCCGUCCGUCCCGACGGCCUCGUCGACCUGGACGCCCUCGCUGCCGCCAUCCGCCCCGACACCGGCCUCGUCUCCGUCAUGGCCGUCAACAACGAGAUCGGCGUCGUCCAGCCCCUCGAGGACAUCGGCCGCAUCUGCCGGGACAAGGGCGUCCCCUUCCACACCGACGCCGCCCAGGCCCUCGGCAAGAUUCCCAUCGACGUCGACCGCAUGGGCAUCGCCCUCAUGUCCCUCAGCGGCCACAAGAUCUACGGGCCCAAGGGCGUCGGCGCCCUCUACCUCCGCCGCCGCCCCCGCGUCCGCGUCGAGCCCCAGAUGAGCGGCGGCGGCCAGGAGCGCGGCAUCCGCAGCGGCACCGUCCCCACCCCCCUCGUCGUCGGCAUGGGCGCCGCCUGCGAGAUCGCCGCCGGGGAGAUGGACUACGACAACCGCCGCAUCGCCGCCCUCCAGGAAAGGCUCCUUGAGGGGGUCCGCUCCGGGGUCGACGACGUCGUGGUGAACGGCAGCACCGAGCACCGCUACCCGGGGAACCUGAACCUGUCCUUCGCCUACGUGGAGGGGGAGAGCCUCCUGAUGGGCCUCAAGGAGGUGGCUGUGUCGAGCGGGAGCGCGUGCACCAGCGCCAGCCUGGAGCCCUCCUACGUGCUGCGGGCGCUGGGGGUGGACGAGGACAUGGCCCACACCUCCAUCCGCUUUGGCAUCGGCAGGUUCACCACCGAGGCCGAGAUCGACCGCGCCGUCGAGCUCACCGUCCAGCAGGUGCAGAAGCUUAGGGAGAUGAGCCCCCUCUACGAGAUGGCUAAGGCAGGGAUCGACCUCAAGAGCAUCCAAUGGGCUCAGCACUGAGAUUGAUGCGGCAGCACCUGUAGAUUGGGUGUUCUCCAGAGAAGACCAUAGGGUUGUUAGUCAUGAAGGGCGGCGGCAGCAAAAGCAUCGCAGAAAUUAAAGACAAGUGCUAUAACUAACUUUGGGGUGUUACUUUGUACUUGCAAAACCCCACUUCUCUAUCCAUCUUUUUGUGGGCAGUUACACUGUAGACAUCUUGAAAGAGCAGAGUGGUUUAAGGAUGGAUGCACUGUUGUUUGCAAAGUUUUCACCUCUUUCAUCCUACCCUUAUGGUUGGUUUGAGGAGAAUGAAAAUAAAUGGUGUUAUCUAGAAUUAGAGAGCUAUAAGUUAAAGAGGUUUGAUUACUUGAUCUUCUUUGUGGAUUGCUCGUGAAUGUGCUCCUUUGUUUUUGUUAUUUUAUGGUGUAUUUUGAUAUAAUAGCUUGUUUGGUUGAGUUCUCCUUA